UCCAGCUGCUGAUGGUCUGCUCAUUCUCCUCAGUGAGAGGACAGCACACACACUCCUUCACAACCAGCCUCCUUCUCUCACAUACACUCGUGUAUGAAACUUUUCCGGCAGUAUGUUCAAAACUGGAUAUACCCCGAGCAGCACAGAUUUCUGGAACAUCUGAACAAUUUGAGCACUCUAUUGAGGAGAAGGAAGAUCAUCCAGCAUUAAGGUAUGAGGUGUGCUUGAAUAAGCCACUGAGGAGGGGUUUUUCCUCUUGACACCGAAAGCUACUGAAGUUUUGCACAUCAACAAUGAGUCUUAAGAAGAGGAAACCAAGCAUGGUGUUCAGCUGGCACAAGUCUUUUGCUAUCCUUGCCCCUUGGAGAAAAGGUAAAGGGGAUAUUGUUUUAGAGAAUGAAGUUGUACUAACAAAAAUGAAGCUCCUCAACAACUUCCCUGAGAAACUACUAAAUGUUGAGGAUUCCAUUUCAACCAUCUCCAUUUCAAUGUCUGAGCAGGAUAACAGAGAGCCUCUCCAGGCUGAUGAGGUGAUCUCCAUCCAUAGCGCUGCUCCAGAUACAACUGUGACUGAAUCAAAAACAGACUAUCUAUCUUCGAUUUUUGCUGAUUCUGAGCUUCAAAGAUUGUAUAAAUUUGAAUCUGAGGACUCUGGGGUAGAGAUGACUAGUGGAGCAACCUCCCCAUCCACCCCAACUGGUUCAGAGCAAAGCUUUGUGGUCCACAGUAGAGGGUCUUCAUGUGACUCUGGCAACCUGAACUCUCAUGUACCUGCUGACAAUCCUCUUGAAGACAGUUCGGUCUUUUUGGAAACUGAACAAAUGUCUUGUAAAUGUGCUGAACAAGAUACUCUUACCAUUCUGGGAGACAGAAGAGAGGAUGAGAAUGCUGAUGAUGAUUUAAUAGACCUGAUGGCAGAUUCAGAGAGGUCCGAGGACAGAACCCUGAGGAAUACCAUGGAGAACUGUGAAGAUGAAAUUGAAAUCAUAUCAGCACAGGUGGAAAUAACAGGCACUGCAAUGGCUGAGGACACGAUGUCAAGGAACCAGUGUUCUAUUGAAGCUUGCGAUGGCGAAACAGGACAUGAAUUUCAGCAACAGCCUUUGAGGAAAAGCACAACCAGCGACAGCUUGGAUGAGUACAUGGAAGAGUGCUGCAGGCUAAGUGAGGUGAACCAGGCCAAUCAGUCCAACCCACUGGGCUCUGGACUGGGGUACCUAGAGCACAUCUGCCAACUUAUAGAGAAGAUCGGUCAGCUACAGGAACACAACCUCCGACUACAGAAACAGAUCUGUGGCCUGCAGAAGGAUGGCCGAGUAAUCAAGACUAAAGAGGACUUUUUCAUACAUCACUGCAGCUGUGGAGCAGCCAGCUUGGCCUUCCAAGAGCUCAAGAGACACUUUCACAGUGAUCACUACAGCCUAACAGCAUCAAGCAGCACGCUGUCUGACCUGACCACAAUCCCUGAGGUCACGCGCAUCCCCCUCAGGACAGCAGCGAGAGAUGGUGAGAUGGGCUGUCAACCUGCUCUUCCCGUUUGGAAAAGGGGUCUGAAUCGAAGAAGCUACACAGAGGGAGAAGCCAAGUACCUGAGUGACAGCGCUGAGGUCCUCUCUGCUCCUCACAGACGGUUGAGUGAGAACUAUACUUGGGGAAGAGUGAAGGAACUGGUGAAGAAGACUAAACUGAGGAACCAGAGCAGGCUGGGACUGUCUUCAGGCUCCUUGAAGAGAUCAUGUCCACAGCUUUACCGCCCAGAUGUGAUGUCAGCAGAGCGCCCCAGGACAAACAGAAACUCCAUGAUCGCUUUGGGCCAUCAGAAACUGGACUAUCUGUGGCCACAGUAGUAUUGAUCAGACAUUGAGCAGAUGGCCGGCGAUGGGGCAGCUUUUCCAAAAAGCAAAAGGACAAAGUGAUGUUUUUUUGCAGUUUGCAGAUGGUUAUUCCAGACUGAGGAACAAAAUGGGAGAGAAUGCACAAGAAAAAGACGAACAGGAUUUGAAUAAUGAGAGAAAAAUACUGGUAUUGUGUGUACUG
Rhinichthys klamathensis goyatoka is the source of this 2037-nucleotide messenger RNA. RefSeq lists its product as uncharacterized. Bases 294 to 1847 code for a protein of 517 amino acids. The record is from RefSeq and is a predicted model, not a curated record. Lineage: Eukaryota; Metazoa; Chordata; Actinopteri; Cypriniformes; Leuciscidae. The transcript is spliced from 8 exons.